AUGGACACGGGCUCUUCCAGCUUUGAGCUGGAAUUCAAGGCCGUACAGGCUGAAAACAGGGAUGAAAAGCAGAAGAAUAUCAAGGCGAUUGAAGAGUUUCUGAAGGUAGGCGGGAUUUAUUACUUGUUGAGCUUGAUGUUUAGAUAAAUUCUGAGGUUAUCAGAGAGGAAAUAAUUACAUGUGUAAUAUACUUCAAUACUGUAUAAAAAAACACUAUGUAUACGAUAAGUGUCGAUGAAAAAAAGCAUUAUGUAUACGACGUAUCUGAUCAGACCGACUUAUUUCAAUAUCACUAACAAUCUCACCUCUGACAUUAUUUUAGACAGCCUUCCAAGAUGUGACGAAGCUCGUUCGAUUGGAUGUCCAAAAGCCACAGUAUGUCUCAGAGGAGGAUCAAAGAUGCGUCUACAAGUCUGCUUGUCGGUGUACCAAACUCAACCGGCACACUCCAAUCGAUGUUGUUGCGAUCGCUCAAAAUUUGGUCCGAAAAUUGACGGAUUGGUCCGGGACUGUGCGAGGAAUGACCGCAACUUUGGUCAUGGGCGAUAAACGGUUGUUCUACGUGCCCAAGCAGUAAGUUUGAAGAUUUUGAGGGUGGUAUGUCUACAUCUUUGGUAUGUUUUGGAUUUUUUUAGGUUCCAAGGAAGCGUUGAUUUAUACCUCGGAGCUGAUGAACUUUCUUUGGGAAAUGUGAUUGAGCACGACAAGUACAUCCACCAUUGUAUACUGGAAAAGGUACGUAAUUUUCCUAUUUGUUUCUUGGUUUAGAUCCCCAUCUCUUGCAUGCAAUCAUAUUUGUUUUGUGAGCUAUAUUCUCCAUCCCUUCCAGAACGAAACAAAAGAUUGGUUUGGACCCCUGUCGACGAUGAUCAAAUACUACGAAGCGGAUCCGCUGGUCCAGCCGCUGAUUAAGCAUCGAAUCAUGGUCGACUUCGAGCAUGAUCGUCGCCGAAUGUUCGUCCGAUUCCCGUCGAAAGGCAUCGGACAUACGGAGAAGGUGGAAGCAAUAACCAAAUUGGAGCUUCGUUACAGUACCAUCAAGCGGAUUUUUGCGCAAUUCAACGGAGAUCCGGAGAAACCCAAGACCACCUUGUACUUCCAUUUGGACACGGUUCCAAUUGUUUAUCAGGUCAAGUUUGAGUUUUUCCAAAAAGGUCAACCAAAUCGAAAAUUGGAUCCAAAAAGGAGAUUGUACUCACUGGGUAAGGAUUCAGCGAAUGUAUAUGUUGUAAAUAGGAUAUAAAAGAUAUCUGAAGUGUUUUUAAUGGAACUUUUCAUUGAAGUCAGUGUUUUUUGACGAUUUCCGUCAUUAUUUUACAUGACAAAUGGGCAAAAAUUUAAUUUUCUGGAAGGUUGAAUCUAUUAUAUGGUUUUUUUUUUAUAUAUGUGGCAUUUUAGGGCCAUUUGUGAUAUUACUGACUAAUCCGAAUUUUAUUUACAUCUCAAAUCGGACCUUGGCACAUCAACUUCGGCAUGGAUAAUAUACCUUAAAUUUCAGGUGAUCGACAAAAAUUUUGGACCAAAAACAACUUUGACGACUAUGUGGAAUCACCAUUCUUCAAAUUGGUCCUCCAUCCGGUUGAGGUGAGAAUUUUUUUUGCUUUGUUUUACCCUUUAGGCCACUCGGAUCAUGAACAUUUUGAAUCGGCUGGUUGCGAGCACAACGAAGCCGAUCCAGUUCCGUGACAUCACCCAUCAUCCGAAAUACCGUGGAGAGAAGGUGUUUGCGAAGAAGUUUCCACAUGUCAACAACGACAGUGCCUUCCUUCAGGCCAUCAAAAUGGACUACCCGACCAUUUAUUUGCUCGAAGCGCUGGCAUCCCGGGGAUAUCAAGUCAAGGAUCGAUUGCACAUGGAAGUUGCCUAUAUGAGGGCAUUCAAGGAACGAAUUAUCGGCCUUUUCAAGACUAAUAAGAAGGUAAAAUUUGAAAUUUUUUUUUCAUCGAUGGUUUUUUGUUUUUUUUUUUUUUUUUUUUUUUUUUUGGCAAAUGUUGCGUGAAAAUGCAAUUUUAUGACUGAAAAGGUCAUAAACCUUCGUGUUUUAGGGAACUGGGAUGAUUGGGGAAAAACGAUUGAAGAAAAGUACGAUUGGGUAA
Molecule: messenger RNA, 2096 nt
Organism: Bursaphelenchus xylophilus (pine wood nematode)
Lineage: Eukaryota; Metazoa; Nematoda; Chromadorea; Rhabditida; Aphelenchoididae
Source: the annotation of a GenBank genome assembly